GGGUGCCACGUUCCCCACGCCGGAGGGAGCUCCUAUUCUCCACGCACAGCUGGGCCGGAAGUUCCCGCUAGGAAGCCCGUUUCGAUUGGCGCGGUGCACGUACUUUCACCGAGCUCGGUCUGGGGAUGGAAGCCGGAGGGGGUGACCCUCUGGAGCCGCUUCCCCCAAGUGCUGACUCCUUGAGGAAAGUAGAACAAGAGCAACCAGAUAAGCCUCCCCUCGCAGAGAUGUUGGAGAGCUCUCUUUCGGACAAAACUGAAGCCGUGAAGCUACUUGCUUCUGCCGAAGAGAUGGUGGCAAUCCCAGCUGCUAAAGACUCUCCUCCAAAGAACAGCAGAGUUUCUGGUGUGUCCUUCCAGGUCUCCCAAGGGAGUGAAUGGAAGCCACAUGCCUUGGCCUCAAAUGGUUUUGGGGGUGCUAACAGCUCUGCACCAUGCCAUUUUCAUUGGGGGGAAGAAAUGUCAGGGAGGCCAGAAGCACACCGUCACUCCUCAGAGAGAAAUACGGCCUCUGAUAAGGCAUCUUGUGAUAGGGGAGGGCAGUUAUGGAAUCUAUCAAACCCUCCUGUUAGGAAGCAUGGAUCUCCCAGCUUGUUCCCUCUCCCCUCCUGUUGGGGUGAAUUAAAGACUGAAACUCCAGCCACAGGUUAUGUGAGUAGAAUCAAUGAAUCAUCUCACUGGAACAGUGGAAAAUCAGGGGCCGUCUCAACUGACGGCACUCCCAAUGGGGAGGAGGCCUCCAAUGCCAAACUAUCCCUCCAGGAUGGCAGAAGGCAAGAGUGUGCUCGUUCCACAUUGACGCCUACCCAGUCCACUGAGGAAGAUGACCCUGCUUUGCUAGCCAUGUUCCGUGCUGUGGCUAACAGCCGCUUGGCUGUGAGGAGCCAACAGAAGGAUGAGCCAGAUUUCACCCCCGCCCAGAAAUUGGACAUCUUACGGGACUUGUAUUGUGCCAAGCCCCUGGUCUUCUUGGAGCGCUUCCGAACGGCCCUUCGCGAAGAGCACCUGUUUUGCUUCCGCCACCUGUCCGGCAGCUACGAGGCUGAUUUCUACUGCGCUGAAGUGCGCAGGGCCAGCCUGGGCAAAACGCGACACACCCGGCUGCGGAACAAGCGCUAUGCAGCUCUGCAGCAGCUCAUCCGAGGUGGGGAAUACUUCAGCGACGAGCAGAUGCGCUGCCGAGACCCGCUUCUUUACGAACAGUACAUUGGGCAGUACCUGAGUGACGAGGAGUUGCAGCAGCUGGGCAGCUGCAAGCUAGAGGCUGCCGGCUCCCUCUCGGGCGUCCUCCUGGACUCCUACCAGGAGCAGGUCAUCCAGCGGCGCCUGCAGAUCCAGCAAGAGCAGGAGGAGGCCUGUGAAGAAGAGGAAGAGGAAGAAGAUGAUGACGACGACGGUGAAGCUCAGGCGGCUGACCUCGACAUGGAGGAGUGGGUUCCUGACCAAGAGGAGAAGGCGAUUCUGCGGGAGGAGUUCACCAGCCGAAUGUAUCAGCGCUUCUUGGAUGGCAAAGACCGGGACUUUGAUUACAGCGAGGUGGAUGAGAACCCAGACUUUGACAACCUGGACAUUGUAUCACGGGAUGAGGAAGAGCGCUACUUUGAUGGGGAGGACCCGGAAGACGCUGAUGCUAUGGAAGCGGAGUAGAUGGGUCCGCAAGUGGAGAUCCUGGCCCCAAGAUGGAGGGGAGGGGUCCCCCAGGACGCAAGAGGGGCUGCACGUUUGACCUCUUUCUUUGCUGUGUGACUGUCCUGCCACAGGGUCCUGUUCACUGAUCCGAGCCCAGGGAGCGGGAGAGCAGAUCCAGAUUGGAGAAAGGAAUGUUUUUGUGAUCCUAGUAGUUGCAGGUCUGGUCUCUGAGGUCCAUGGCUGUUCCCUAGGCUGCAGCUCCCCAAUUACUGGUGGGCGAGGGAGGAUGCAGAGAAAGGGGAAGGCUCCCUUCGGAGCAGGCCACCUGCGUUCUGUUUCGGAAGUGCUAGGACCGAAGUGGUCUUCUCAUUUAUGGUGGUUCUCUCACUUCUGAACCUCCCUAUUGUAUAGAUGAGACAACAAUUUAAUGAGACUUGGUCUCUUCCCCCCUCUGAUUUCCCUUUGGCCUAUCUGUAAUGCGUCUCUGUGGUGGGCUGGAACUACCCCCAAGUUUGGACAACCUGGGGUGUCAGACGUUGUUGUCAGAGAACUUUGGCUGCUUUGUUGGUGAGUCGCAGCCUGUGAUUUCUCCCCCAGUUGGGGGUUGAAAAUAAAUCACGUUUUGCGUGAAGAAGCA
Hemicordylus capensis (graceful crag lizard) is the source of this 2265-nucleotide messenger RNA. It is a transcript of the gene CCDC97, whose product is annotated as coiled-coil domain containing 97. The record is from RefSeq and is a predicted model, not a curated record. Bases 126 to 1646 code for a protein of 506 amino acids. The transcript has 5 exons. NCBI's taxonomy places the organism in Eukaryota, Metazoa, Chordata, Lepidosauria, Squamata, Cordylidae.